ACGAAACACCGGCAAGGAAGGGGUGUGAGGGCGGGUUGUGUGUCUCCUCCUCCCGGUAGUAGCCGGUGGUUCUCUUCCUCUCUGUGCCUGAACUGUACACGGGGCGAUCUUCUGACAUGACUCCGCUCUGCUUCCUCUGCCUCGGGCUCCUCCUCGGCCUCCCGGCGGGUGUGCGGAGCAGGAAAGGUGACGUCAUAGAGAUCACCGACAACAACUGGAGGGAAAUCCUCACCGGGGAGUGGAUGAUCAAAUUCUACGCUCCCUGGUGUCCCGCCUGCCAGAAACUGCAGCCAGAGUGGAAGGAAUUUUCUGAAUGGGGAGAAGACCUCAAUGUCAACGUUGCAAAAGUGGAUGUGACGGCUCAGCCAGGACUGAGCGGCCGUUUUAUCAUAACAGCCCUGCCUACCAUAUAUCACUGUAAAGAUGGAAUUUUCCGGAAGUACCAAGGAGCCAGAACAAAUAAAGACUUCAUAAACUUUGUGAACGAGAAGGAGUGGGAGGGGCUGGAACCCAUGUCGUCGUGGUUCAGCCCGGACUCGCUACUAAUGAGCGGCAUGUCAGCGCUAUUCCAUCUAUCAAUGUAUAUUCGGUACUGUCAUGAAUACUUUGUGGAGGAUCUGGGUAUUCCAGUGUGGGGAUCGUAUGUCAUCUUUGGAUUCCUCACUCUACUUCUAGGUCUCUUUCUGGGCUUGCUUCUGGUGUUUUUGGCAGAUUACCUGUGUCCGACAAAGAGGCACCGACCCCAGGGAUACCCACAGCACAAAAAACUGAGCCCUGAGGCUGUCAGAAUACUGAAACAGAUGGAGGAAGAACGGGAGAAGGAGGCAAAGUCUGACACGGCGAACAAUGAAGAAUCGCCAGAGAACAACCUCUCCAGGGAAAGUAUCCGGAAACGCACUGCGAAAUCCUAAACCCCACCACCCUGUGUAACAGCCAGAAAAAGACAUUACUGAAGAACGAUCAUGACCACCUAGCUCCAGAUCCAGUUCCUCCACAUGACCUGGGUCCAGAAUCCAGUUCUCUGUCUUCCUGGUCAGACUUGCAGACUUUGCUCUACAAAAUGGAGGCCUGGGAUGACACAGCGCUUGCUAAAGAAUUUUUUUUGGGAGUUUUGCAUACAUUUUCUUUUUCAAUAGACUGUAAUUUCUUCGGUGAAAACACUGUAUAUUAUGCAACCCUCGACACCCGUCGUAAAGUAUUACUGUACAUAAUGGACUAUGUAUUUCCCUCUACCCAAGCUGGUUCUGGCUACUUUGCGGUUUGUCUGUAGAGCUUGUAGACAUAAAUUCUCCACUUCUAAUA
This is a messenger RNA of Rana temporaria (common frog), 1302 nucleotides long. RefSeq names its product thioredoxin related transmembrane protein 1 (gene TMX1). The transcript has 9 exons. Bases 117 to 911 code for a protein of 264 amino acids. The record is from RefSeq and is a predicted model, not a curated record. NCBI's taxonomy places the organism in Eukaryota, Metazoa, Chordata, Amphibia, Anura, Ranidae.